Chiloscyllium plagiosum (whitespotted bambooshark) is the source of this 3030-nucleotide messenger RNA. RefSeq names its product transmembrane protein 115 (gene tmem115). NCBI's taxonomy places the organism in Eukaryota, Metazoa, Chordata, Chondrichthyes, Orectolobiformes, Hemiscylliidae. Gene Ontology annotation, cellular component: Golgi apparatus; membrane. Gene Ontology annotation, biological process: retrograde vesicle-mediated transport, Golgi to endoplasmic reticulum. The record is from RefSeq and is a predicted model, not a curated record.
GGCUCGGGGCAACGGGCGGGGCAGAGAGUGUUUGCCGUGGCGAGGCCGCUGGGUUGUGUUCUGGGCACGGUCCCGGUGUUGGCCUCAGGACCACUGAAGGGGCAAGGGGCAGCGGGCGGCGGGCACUGACCAGGCGGGCGUUGCGGGGCCUGAGCUGAGCUGGGCUGGUCGGUGCGGCUCCCGCCGGUUCCUGGGCCCCGCCAUGAGCCGCUUCGUGGCGGCGGCCCGGCAGCAGCUGGUGGCGGCGGCGGGCAGCAGCAGCGUGGUGGUGAAGGCCCUGUGCGGCUCCGUGCUCGCCUUGUACGGCCUUUCGUUCCUGACUGACACGGGACACGGCCUGGCCGUCACCCCGGGGUACCUCUUCCCACCGAACUGCUGGCUCUGGACGCUGCUGACUCACGCCGUGGUGGAGCAGCACGUCUGGGAUGUGGCGCUGGCUCUGGGGGCCGUGCUGCUGGCCGGGGCGCUCCUGGAACCCCUCUGGGGCGCCCUGGAGCUGCUCAUCUUCUUCACUGUCCUCAAUGUGGCGGUAGGCGUCCUCGGGGCCUUCUCCUACCUCCUCACCUACAUGGCCACCUUCAACCUGGACUACUUAUUCACUGUGCGCAUCCAUGGCAUGGGGGGCUUCGCUGGUGGGGUGUUGGUGGCUUUGAAACAGACCAUGGGUGACACGGUGGUCCUGAAGGUGCCCCAGCUGCGGAUGAAGGAUGUCCCCAUGGCGGUGUUGGUGGCUCUCGGGGUCCUGCGGCUCACCACGGUUCUCAGCAGCCCAGUGCUGGCAUCUUACGGGUAUGGAGUCCUCUCUAGCUGGGUCUACCUUCGAUUCUACCAAAAACACAGCCGAGGCCGAGGGGACAUGUCUGACCACUUUGCGUUCGCCACCUUCUUCCCUGAGAUUCUGCAGCCACUUGUCUCUGUGGUGGCCAAUGUGAUCUACAGUGUCCUGGUGAAGAUUAGAAUAUGUAAGAAGACAGUCAAGCGAUAUGAUGUUGGGGCACCAUCAUCCAUUACAAUAAGCCUGCCUGGUACUGACCCACAGGAUGCAGAACGCAGAAGACAGUUGGCGUUGAAGGCUUUGAAUGAACGGCUGAAACGUGUUGAAGAUCAAGUAGCUUGGCCUAGUAUGGAUGAAGAUGACAAAGAAGACUUGUCUGAUAUGCCUUUACUUCCAGAGAGCAGCAAAAGCGAUGGAGAUGAUUCUGGAGCAGCAGAACACAUUGCAUUCCAAGGUCUUUCAUCAGGAUCUUAAGAGACCAUCAAUUGAGUGGGAAUGAAAUUGACUUUACUGCUGCAGGUAUCAUCAGUAGUACUUCAAACUGUUUAACUGCAGCACCUUCAAUUUGUUUGGAAAAUAAGCGUGGCAGAAAAUAGAAGAUUAUAAAGGCCUGUGCAACUGUGGUGCUCAUAGCCCAACUUCAGCAAGAUUUAAUGUUUCUUUAACUCAAGGUGGUGGCUGUAACAAUUAGAGGAGGAAUUUGAACUGGUGAUGAAUUAGAUGCAAUUUUUGCUGUUUGUUCAGAAAAUUCAUUAAUUUGCAGUCAUUGUUUGAAGUGUCCUUUUUGAAUAAAGUAAUUAAUUAGCAUAAUUGAAAUGUAAAGGAAGCUCAGCAAGGGGAGGUAUGCUACCAUUGAAAUCAGAUCAGAAAGAACUGUCUGAAAAUAACAUCUUGGCUCUCAAGUUGUCCUUUUCGGAUAAAGUGCCAAAAAGCGAAUUAUUUUACUUUAUGAGACCAUACCAUCUGUGGGAUAUUGAAAAUUGGCACAAGUGAAUCAGUUUCAGUAGUUUUCUACAUCUGGAGAUUUGUUAUUGCGUCUGACGUUAUCACAUUCUUACUUUAAUGAACUCACCUUUUGCAAUUUUUUUUCUUCUCACUAACUUCCUACCAUCACGUGUCUGAAAGAUUUGUACCAUUCUAAAUUAUAUGUGAUUGUAAGGGUGAACCAAAUCCAAAAUUCAAUCAUGUUGGGUAAUUUGAUGUCCCUCAGUAUUUUCCUCCAUGCUCCCUUUAUUCUUCCAUCAAAAUGUGUAAAUAGUAUGAUUACUCAUAAAAAAUUGCUUCAAUUUGAUGAUUUUUGAUAGAAAGCAAAAAUGGGCUCUUCUCCCACUUCACUAUUGGACAGGUUUGGGAGAUUGCAUUCUCAAAAGGCUGACAAAUUACUGGUGCUGGUCCUGAUUCUUCUGCAUAUAAGCUGUACAUGCAGUUUCUACAAAUGUACUUGGAGUGAACUGAUUUGGUUAUAUGGUAUUUUGUAUCCUGUAUAAUUGUAAAAGGAACAGUGAAGAUUUGUGAAAAUAUUCACUUCAAACAACCACUGAUUUCCUUAUAAGCUGCUUGGCUUGUUUUCUUUUGUGAAAUAUAUAGAUCUGACAAGGCCUAUUUCCAUACUUCUGUUCUUCGCUGCUACCACAUAUUGCAAGAGUCAAGAGUUUCUACCCAAGCCCAGGCUUGUUCAAAUACUUGACUCAAAUGGCAAACAGAAACUGGACAAAAUUCCAUAACCCAUCUAUGAUUGGACUUUUUUUUUUUACUGAACCCUCUACGAAAUGAGUUAAGAAAUCAGUACAAUAAAUGUCUUAGUGUUUUUUUGGAAACCCCAUUUAAAGGUGUGCAUAAAGCUAACUCCUUUAUAAUCAUCAGUUUCUGCAGGGUGAUUGAUGUCAGACAGUGCUGAAUGUGGUCAGCAUUUUGCUGUGUAGACACCAUUCUAGUUUUGUCUCAGAGUUUGAUAAUGAUUAUGGUAAACAUAAAGCAGAUAUCAUUUUUAAUACAUUUAACUGUACAAGAUACUUUAAUGUAAGAUUGUUUUUUAAAAAACACAAGUAUUAGUUGCAUCUAAGUAAUUUAAUGUUAUCUUGAUUAUCUGUGGGUGAAGUGUCAUUGUCAUAAUGCUGUGCUGUGUACCUUACCAGAGUAGCAUUUACCAACAGACUAAUCUCUUUUACUGGGCUUCACUUAAAUUGUAGGUUUCUUUUUGAUUCUCCCGAUGUAUCAUAGUUGCGCAGGUCAGUACAAUAAACUUUGCAAUCUCA